Danaus plexippus (monarch butterfly) is the source of this 1348-nucleotide messenger RNA. RefSeq names its product globin. NCBI's taxonomy places the organism in Eukaryota, Metazoa, Arthropoda, Insecta, Lepidoptera, Nymphalidae. Gene Ontology annotation, molecular function: oxygen binding; heme binding. The record is from RefSeq and is a predicted model, not a curated record. The coding region runs from base 148 to 660 and encodes 170 amino acids. The transcript is spliced from 4 exons.
UACUUCAAUGUUAAUCAAAUAUAAACUAAGAAUACAUCUAUUGAUAAUGAAGUUCAGAUGUCAAAGUCACAAUGGAUCGCUCCAGCGAUGAUUGUUACUUAAUCAAAGACAGUCAAGUGUUAAGGACGUGUUAUAUAUUGUGUUGUUAUGGGGGGUUUGUUAAAUCGCAUGUGGUGGGGAGGAGACCCGGAUGGUGUGAACCCAGUAUCUGGAUUAUCUCGUAGAGAUGUGUUCGCUGUGCAGAAGUCCUGGGCGAUUGUUUAUGCCAAUCCACUCGCAAAUGGCAGCGAGCUAUUGAAAAGAUAUUUCCGAGCACAUCCUGAAAGCAAAGAAUUCUUCAGAAUGCUUCACAAAUUAAACGAAAAUGAAUUUGAUGAUAAUCACCAGUUCAAGGCGCAUGUUAUGAGUCUGAUGAGCUCCUUGAAUCUAGCCAUAACCAACUUGGACCAGCCGGAGAUAGUGGUGGCCAUGAUGAAUAAGCUCGGCGAAUCACACGGCAGGAGAAAAAUUGACGAGCAAAACUUCCAUGAUCUCAAAGGAAUCAUCGUUAAAAUGUUCAUCGACGUCUUAAAACUCGACGACAAGAACCUCGCCUCCUGGGGUAAAGCGGUAGACUUCCUCUACAAACACAUCUUCGUAACUUUAAAACCAGAAUCCUGAGAGAUGUUAAGGCUGUUUGUAUUUAGUCAAUAUUUAAUGUACCAAAAAAAAAAUACUCUUAACAAUAUUUCUUUGUAACAAUAAUGUAUAUAUUCUAUUUAUAUAUACAUAUGAAUUUGUUAAUAUACAUUUAUAUGUAUUUGUAUAUUUUUCAAAUUUUAUACAAAAAAUUUUACACGCUUAUAAGAUGACGAGAUGUUAAGUAGAAUUAGAAUAAUGAGUUAUGAAAUUACAUUGAAUUAUAUUACACGUGUUCAUAUAAAAUCAUUGUAAUUAUCAUAACAAUUUCAGAAUUUAUUAUAUGUUUGGUUUGAGUGACAAUACAAUAGCUAUUAUUUUGCUUCCCAAUUAUUUAAAGAUAUUAACUACAAGGGCGUAUUCUACUGACUAUCUUUGCUAUGAAUGGUUUUGAUAUGAGUCGCUUAGGCAGUAAACAAAUUACUGUGUAUGAUUUUUCAUAUAGAAAAAUAUAUUUGUAUGUUCCAAAGAUAGUUUAACGUACACAUAACUACAUUUGAAUAAAUAUUUUAUUAUACUGUUGAAAACAAACAUAUCACUAUUAUAUAAGAACUCCAUACAAGAAAGUUAUUUUUAUAUUAAAAUGAAAUUUUUAAAAACGUUUUUUAUAUCAAAAUAAAAAAAAUUUUACCUUUGUUGGUAUUUUUUAAUAAACUGUUGAAUCAUUAUA